UCAUUUUUCCUCGUCGCUCAGAAUUAUAAUGAGGCUUUUUUCCUCGUAAGGCAGAGCCAGAGGACAUCUGUCUGUAGCAUGCUGCUCCUCAGGCACGUUGAUGGACGCAUGCAGUGGGUGGUGAAGCGAUGCCACACCAAGCCCACCAGUCUGUCGGAACGCAAAGUGUUUGUGCUCCUGUGGAUUGGCGGCUGGUCCAUCCGCAGCAUCGCGAGGGAGACUGGCGUGAGCUCCUCCACGGUGUGUCGCUGGAUCCAUCGGUGGAAGGAGGAGGGCAACGUGUUUGAUCGGAAAAAAAUUCAGUAAACUUUGUUCACCCAUUUCUAAAAGUUUCUGUCUUAGAGAGCUUGGAGUUUUCAUGAUUAAUUCACUCUUCCGCAGUGUUCCAUUGAUGGUAUUGUGUCUUUACGUGCCAGGAAGGGAAAUGUAUUCAGACUAAAGUCCUUCAAAUUUCUCGUAAUAUUUAAAAUUCUUCGGGAUGCAAAAUCUUUCUCGACGGGAAUUUUAUUGUUAUAUUUUUUCGUAGCAAUGAGUUUGUUUAUGUAAAGGAGCGCAUCGCAGCGCUGUCUGACGCGCUGCUGUGAGAGCCGAUGAAUUCCUGACCUGCUUUUGAACUAUGUGCGGUGAGCCACUGCUUAAUGAGGGAAGCUGUCUCCCACUUCACGCUGUACAACACAAUAAAUACUCUUUGACGGAAUGUGCCAUAAUGACUCAUUCAUAUUAUUAUAAGAACAAAUGAUCAUCCAGCAAUUACAGUGAAACAAUGUGACCUUAUUGAAAGAGUGAAGAUGUUAGUGAAUUUUGGCUAAGCCAAAUUAUCUGUAUAGGCAAGAGUCUGCUGGCUGGUUCACGUGCUGGUGCAGAGGAAAAGUGUACAAUUCUGUUCCUAACUGUCACUGCGGCGGCGAGGCGGCGAUGGCGCCCGCCGUGGUGCUCCUCGUGGUGGGCCUGUUCCACCGCACCGUUGCUCAGCACACUCUGCUGCCAGGUGAGCUCACAGGCCUCCCAUCAUCUAACUAGAAUACAUUAACUUGCCUUAAAUGAAGUAAAUGGAAAUACAAGUGCAAGAUAACGUUGUGCUGUAAUCUCCCACUUCAAGACGACCAAGCGUCGCAGGCGCUGAGGGCGGCGGCGGCGUCGGUCCUCGCAGCACACUCGCCGUGCCAGCACACGGCAGUGCUCGUCACUGACACCCAAGAGGUAAAUCUCGAACCCCGUUUUCUUUCAAGAUAUAUUUGAGUCAUGAAAGUAUCAUACACUGUAAUACAUAUUAUCCUUCCUCUGUGGGGUCUCGUUCAGGAAGGAGUAAUGCUGCAGGCACCGCGAGGGCUGGCUGUGUUACAAGCGGCGGGUGCCGGCAACGUGCGCGGCAACACAUCGCAGACCAACCUCAGGCACACGGCCGAAAAGAUCCGCCAGGCAGGUUAAUGACCCAAAAAUGCAUUACUGUAAUGAUUCUUAUACAUUGUGAUAUAUAUUUAUAAUAUUCGUAAGUCUUUAAUCCCCAACAGAUGGGAGAGACGUGGCACUGCCUGGUGGUGGUGGUGGUGAGUGAUGACCCAGCCUUCCUCGCCGCCUUCGCUCACCUGUCACUUAGACGUCAGGCCCUCAGAUGGUCCACGAGGAUCCUUGUCCUCACUCGCCUCCCUCUCAGCCACCUUGGCGGCCUGCACGGCCUUCUCUCCAACAGGAACGCCAUGCUGCUACACGUACAGAAGGGCAAGGAGGAUGUCAGUAAAGUGAACGUGCUGGUGUGGCAGCCGUACAGCGCCCCCGCCAGCAGGCCCCUGAGGGUGGCCACUUGGACGCCUCACGGGAGGCUGACUCUCGCCUCCCACGUGUCGCUCUUCCCCGAUAAGUUCUCUGUGUUCACGACUCCGCCGACACUCACCGUGGCGGUGGAGUUCCUGCCCUACCACACACUGACGUGGGUGGACGACCCGCAAGAGCCUGGCGGACGCCGCCUGCUCCUCACGGGGUUCUUGAACAAUUUUGUAACGUACUUCGCCAAGGCGAUGAACUUCAAGUACAGGUACGUGUUGUCUCCUGAGAGAACCUUCGGCACCAAGCUGCCCAAUGGCUCCUGGACCGGCAUGAUGGGCAUGGUAGUGCGGGAGGAGGCAGACUUCUCACCGGCACCAUUCGCACUAAAUCCUGCACGGAACGAGGCGGUGGACCCCUCAGCAGUGUAUGGCAUUGUAGAGGUGAGGAUACUGAGCGGCCUGACGGGACUCAAGAUUGACCCGUGGGGCUUCCUGCUGCCCCUCACGCCCCUGGUGUGGGCAGUCACCCUUGCGGCGCUGCUGGGGGUGCUCUUCGUCCUGCAUUUGUUUCCUACCUGCCUGCCCUGCAGGUCGCUCCUCCGAGGCGGCUGGUCCGCCAACACCUUUAGCCCUGUGCGCGUCCUCCUUCAGCAAGGUGAGGCCUCGGGGACCGUGCUGGACCCUUCCUGUUGGGUGCUGCCUUGUGUCUUGAUGGUUUCCGUGCUCUCAGGGAGCAGCAGUCGUGCCAUAAUGAAGACUAACUCUGCCUCACUCACUCCCAACGCAGACGUGGUGUGGCCCGCGGAGUGGUGGUGGUGGGAGCGUCUGGUGCUGGGGCUGUGGAUACUGAUGACGCUGGUGCUGACGAAGAGUUAUGCAGGGAACCUCGUAUCCCUUUUGGCAGUGAGAUACGUUCCUCAGCCCUUCCAGACUCUGCAGGACAUUGUUGACAACGACCGCGUGGCCGUAAUAGCUCAGAAACAUUCGACUUUCGAGCAGUCACUCAGGGAGGUCAAAUUUGGAGUGUUCCGCGAGAUAGCUAAGCUAGAAGACAAGGGUCGCCUCAACUUUCUCACGCACUCCCAGUUGCCGGGGAGCCUGGACACCCUGGUGAGGGCCGGCCACCACGUCCUCGUGGACCUCGACGUCAACCACAGGCGACGCUUGUCUCUGGACUUCUCUCGGAACGGUCGGUGUGACUUCUACAGAUCAAGAGAAAGCUAUCUGCCGCUUCCCUGCUCCAUGGUGGUGCAGAAGACAAGCCCUCUCCUGUACGGCAUCGACAAGUGUCUCCUGACGCUAUUCGAGAAUGGCAUAAGGCUACACUGGUCGGAGAGUGUUGGGAAUAAUACAGUGUGCGACAAUAUUCCCAAGAAAGUGAUGAUUACUUCUUACAUCUCCCUGUCAAACAUAUGGGGAGUGUUCGCAGUGCUGAAUGGGGGUCUGACUGCCGGGCUUGUUGUCUGGUGUGCCGAGAUGCUGGUCCCUCUGAGCAACGCUGACUUCGCACACACCUUCUCUAUUCGUCAUAUCAAGAAAUUGUUCCAUAAUAUAAAAAAAAUAUGAGGAAAUAAGGAAGCUGCAAAAUGUCGCCAGACCUGCACGCGGCGAUCCCUGUUCUGGUUCAUGUAACUCGUUCAGUUGUACACGAGCAGCUAUGAGUGAACUAGAAUCAUAACAAAAAGAAAACAAAUGUGUGAAUAUUUUUUUCCUCUUUCUGAUAAAUAUUUUAUAUCCCAAUCAACAAGACCUCGCCGCCAACUGCCUAAGGAGGCAACCACUAACACGCAAACCUGAUGAUCGACAGUAACUAUUGUGUAACAUACAGCCAAUAAAUAACUGACUUUUUUAGGUAUUGGAAUAUUUGUAUCAAGCUCUUGUUUAUUUGCCAGCUAUAUGCAUAAGUGUGUGUGUGUGUGUGUGUGUGUGU
Molecule: messenger RNA, 3693 nt
Organism: Scylla paramamosain (green mud crab)
Lineage: Eukaryota; Metazoa; Arthropoda; Malacostraca; Decapoda; Portunidae
Product: glutamate receptor ionotropic, delta-1-like
Exons: 9
Coding region: 1512-3329 (605 amino acids)
Cellular component (GO): membrane
Molecular function (GO): ligand-gated monoatomic ion channel activity
Source: RefSeq, a predicted model, not a curated record